AUGACCGUCACUUCCCAUAUCGAAAACUACAACCAGUACACAUACUGGACUUCUCCAGACCGGAACUUCCGAUCCUCUGCCCGCUUGCACCUCCAGCACUUCCUCUACCAAAACACCACUGGCUAUCUCCUGGAGCCCGCCAUCGAGAAGGCCGUGACCGCCGCCCAACAGCCUCUGAAAAUUGCUGACCUCGGCUGCGGUAACGGCAUCUGGCUUACACAGCUACACACCGAGCUAUCGAGCAAAAAUAUCACUGCCCAGCUUGACGGCUUCGACAUCAAUCCUACCCACUUCCCGGCGCCCGCCUACCUGCCCCCCUCGAUCUCGCUGCAACAGCUAGACAUCCUCGCCAAUCCCCUCCCCGCCCACCUUCUCGGCACCUACGAUGUGGUGCACAUCCGCUCCUUUGGUAGCACUGUCUCAGGCACUGAUCUUCUUACUCCCACACUAUCCGUGGCCUCGUCACUCUUGAAGCCCGGUGGCUACUUGCAGUGGGAAGAAAAUCGCGGCGACAUAUUCCUCGUCGAAGCACCAAGCUCUAAGAUCCCUACUGCAGCCUGCGAAAGCGUUAUGCAGGUGCUUAAGGGCGGUCUUAAAGCCAAAGGCAUUAGCUACGCCUGGAUAGAUGAGCUCGAUACCCCCCUGAGGGAAUUCGGGUUCCAGGAUGUACGCCUUCUUACACACGAUAAGCGCAAGAUCGACUAUAAGGCUUGGACUGAUGCGUAUCUCAUGGUUUUGGAAGACCUGACUCCUUUGUUUCCAACCAAGACUGAUGCUCCCAAUGCGCCUCUGUCCCGGGAGGCUUGGAUUGAGAUGUUUUCUGCUGCGGUUAAGGAGACGGAGAAGGGUGUUGUCUUUCAUCAGAACCGGAUCAUAACGGCUGUGGGUCAGAAGCCACUUGCAUGAACUUCGUUUCGUGUUCUUGAGAAGAUAUUCUAUAUCUAGGCCCACUAUCCGGAUGUGUCCAAUUGGA
Molecule: messenger RNA, 973 nt
Organism: Aspergillus costaricaensis CBS 115574
Lineage: Eukaryota; Fungi; Ascomycota; Eurotiomycetes; Eurotiales; Aspergillaceae
Product: class I SAM-dependent methyltransferase
Exons: 1
Coding region: 1-906 (301 amino acids)
Source: RefSeq, a predicted model, not a curated record